This is a messenger RNA of Portunus trituberculatus (swimming crab), 3510 nucleotides long. RefSeq names its product monocarboxylate transporter 2-like. NCBI's taxonomy places the organism in Eukaryota, Metazoa, Arthropoda, Malacostraca, Decapoda, Portunidae. The transcript is spliced from 5 exons. Gene Ontology annotation, biological process: transmembrane transport; monocarboxylic acid transport. The coding region runs from base 17 to 1705 and encodes 562 amino acids. Gene Ontology annotation, molecular function: monocarboxylic acid transmembrane transporter activity. The record is from RefSeq and is a predicted model, not a curated record.
GUGGCCUUGUGAGGCAAUGACUUGGCGCUUUUCCACCUCCACCCCAAUCAAGCCUCACUCCUCUGCUGGAACCACCCAACCCAGAGCAUUCCGUCACCUGCAUUGCACGCCACGUCACGCCAUGCCCGAGAUUCCACAGAUGUCCCAGGCAGGAAGCUCUGGGAAAGUUUACUCGGUGGUGCAGAACAUCAUGCCUUCAGAGGAGAUCAGCAGGACUGUCAAAUCCCCAACCCAAGACUGGACAUCGCGGGUGCCUGAUGGAGGGUGGGGAUGGCUGGUGGUGGGCGGCAGCUUCAUACUUGCGAUGGUGUUGCAUCUGUUGAGUCAAGGAUUCGGCAUGAUCUUUUCCCGCUACCUACUGCAGGAGGGCACCUCCUCCAGUCUCAACUUCUGGCUCUUCAACGCUCACUCAUGUCUAUGGCAUGUGAUGGGGCUGAUGGUGAGGCCGUUGGCACAGGAGUUUGGGUGGAGACAAGUGGCCAUAACUGGGGUGCUGCUGGCCUUCAUGGCCCUCUUGCUCUCCGCCUUCACGCCCUCGCCGGUGUUCCUCUUCUUCUCCUUCUCCCUGCUGUCAGGCACGGGCGGCGGCUUGGUGAUCAGCAUGACCUUCAUUAUCGUGCCAUCCUACUUCAACCGGAGGCGCGGCAUGGCCAACGCUGUGAUGAUGGCGGGCGUGUGCAUAGGGCAGAUGGUGGGCCCGCCCUUCCUGCGCUUCCUGCAAGACGAGUACGGCUUCCGGGGCGCAACGCUCAUCUUGUCUGGCAUCAUCCUCAACUGCUGCGUGGGCGCCGCCUUCUACCACCCAGUCGAGUGGCACUUGAAGCCGCCGCCUCAACCUGCAAGCCCACCUUGCACAGAGCCUGCAGCUAAGGAUUCCAGGCAAAGUGACUGUGGCGGCGAACAGGAUGAGCGGGUGAGUCUGGUGGAAUACAUGCCUGGUAGAGGUGAGGAUGGUACGCAGAGGGACAGAGAGGAAUCAACAAGUACGGAACAUAAACCAGAUGCAGUAGAUCUAGAGCCAGACAGUGAUGCGCCUCAGCAAGGCGUAAGCCGAAGGACGCUGGUGGGACGAGUGGCGCGCAACACCGUGGCAGACCUUGUCAUCCUUCGCUCACCGCGUGCCCUUAUCAUUGCCAUCGGCUCCACCUUCUUCAUCAUUGGCUUCUAUAACUUUAUUAUGAUGGUUCCUUUCGUCAUACAGAUCGCCGGUCACAGCCUUGCGGACGCCGCAAACUGCAUCUCUGCCUCAGCCUUUGCCAACCUGGUGAUGCGCAUACUGGGUUCAGUGCUCUCAGACUAUGCCUGGUUCAACAUGCGCCUCGCAUACAUGGCUGGCCUGGCUAUCACUGCCUUCUCCAUCAUGGUGUUCCCGCUGCUGGAGUCGGUGCCGAGCAUGAUGGUGGUCAUGAUAACUUGGGGCAUGGGCGUCGGCACCACCAUGAGCCUCUUCAACCUUAUCAUGGUGAAAUUCAUGGGGCUUGAAAACCUUCCGCCGAUGUUUGGGGGAACCUCGCUCAUUCUAGCUUCUGGCUUCCUUACCAUUGGUCCUCUUGUAGGUCUGGUGCGGGACACGAGUGGCAGCUACGCAGUCAGUAUGUGGGUCCUUUCUGGCUACGUCUACCUCGCCUUCUUCUUGUGGAUGUUCAUGCCAGCUGCCCAGGCGUACGACCGGCGCAAGAUGGAGGCCGAAGCGGUGGCGUUGUAAUCCAAAGACAGGAUAAACCUCGUGUGGGGCUCGCUGUAUGUCACAGCCUGCUGGGUGCUAAUGUAAGAAUGGCGGUGUUUUAUUUUGUUGGUUUAUAGUUUAUCGUUCAUAGGCGAAUUUUGAGUUUACCUUUAAAAUCUUCAGUUGCACCUGUGCAGUCAGUGGUCAGUGCGUGUCUUCAUAAGAUUAUUGGUUAUGAAAAUUGCAGGUUACGUCUUUAGCAAACUUCUUUUUGAGCAGCGGUUCCUCAGAUAUGACAGAAAUAUUAUGCAUAAAGCAAGGUGAUAUCACUACUAAAGGUUUGAGGUGCUGUGUCAUACCGUUCUUCACAAAUGAAAUUUGAACAAGCGUCUGACAAUGAUGCCCGUUUGUCAGUGUUUGUUUCAGACCGUGACUUAACUGGCAAAAAUAUAGUUUGAUAUCAUACGUGGUUAAUGAGAGCAAUUAUUGGAGUAAAUAGAUAUUCCAACCACUCAUCCUUUCGUGACGUGACGUGACGUUUAACUCCGACCUAACAGUAACUACCCAUUCAACCAGCAGUUCUGUCCUCUGCAACUGAAUCUCUGCCUAAGUAUGGCACUGCGAGGGGAGGAGUCAGAGAGAAACGGGUUGCUGUAUUGGAGUAGCGACACACACACACACACACACACACACACACACACACACACACACACACACACACACACACACACACACACACACACACACACACACACACACACACACACACACACACACACACACACACAUCAUUAUCUUUCAUCAUUUCCACGAUACAGUCAUAGCAUAUUUUUCUUUAUAAGAAUGCAUGUAUCUCUUCUUCAAAAAUUCAAAAUAACCAGUUUCGUGCCUCCUCCUCAUCUUACUAUCAGGCACACAACACCACACACCACACUACACCUGCAUAUUGCUCAACACCGCAGUUUUCAAUAAAACAUGUUGCUUCACUCGUAAGCAUUCGAAAACAUAGAGAUCAGCCUCGGCAUUCCUUUCCUUGUCCUCCACUCCACCACCACCGCCACCAUCACUACUUCUUUCUUGCCUAAUGUUACAGUAUUACUUAUCCGUUAUUCGUGUUCCUACAAUAGCUUAGAGAGAGAGAGAGAGAGAGAGAGAGAGAGAGAGAGAGAGAGACAAAUCUUUAGUUCAAGCCGGAUGAAGUAAGGCAGACAGAUUAGCAAGCACGCUGAUCCAAAGUGGUCAAAAUAAUAUUCCGACUGACCAAUUGCGUUUUUUAGACGAGCAUUUAUGGAUCAUAGAUUCCUGUAUAGUUUACUUAGGAAGAUGUUAAUUUUGUUUCUCUGUAAAUUUGAUAACAGGGUAUAUAUUUAGCUAUCGUUGAAGUGUGUGGGCAGAUAAGGCCGUUGUUGCAGAUGGGAGACGAGCUUUAGGUCAGAAGUCAUGAGUCUGCUUCCUGUGAUGUACCGAUUAUUCGAACCGACUCAGUGUCAUCAUUUGUCUUUAUUUCAUUCGAUGCUGUGUUGAAAGAGACGGAUAGUGUAAGGAGAGUGACUUGAUGCUUGUGUUUCCUGGGCUAUUUUCUCUGUAUCCUAGUUUUUUUUUUUCUGUUGGCUGUACAAUGAUUUUUUUUUAUUUCCUUGUGAUAUAUUUUUCCAGUGUUUUUCUCUGUAUCCUAGUUUAUUUUUUUCUUUUAGGUGUACAAUGUUUUUUUUAUUUCCUUGUGAUAUAUUUUUCCAGUGUGUUUCGAGUGUGUUCGUUUCGAUUCUCUAUUUACCGUCGCUUUCUCUUUCUGUUUACAUCGUCAGUUUUUCUUUGCCUUUUUAAAUUCAAUUCUUAUAUAUUUU